UACAAAAUUCCAAAAUAAAAAUAAAAAAACCGCCAUCUCUGUGGGAUCACCAUGCUCCUUUUUCUCUCUCUUCUUUUUCUUUUUCUGAUGUGAAGCUUCUUCUUUUUUCUUCUUCCAUCACAUUACAACAGACAAAGGCAACAAUUUUUGACCCUUCAAUCCAACCAACGCUCUGAUUGAUUCACUGGAAUGGACUUCUGGGACUCCUUGUACUGUUUUCUUGCCUAGUGUCAAGCAGAGGAGUGAUAGUCUUCAUGGCAGCAGCAAAGCGCGUGUACCAAGUUUGGAAAGGAAGUAAUAAAUUCAUAUGUGGAGGGAGGUUGGUAUUUGGGCCUGAUGCUAGGUCCCUGCUUAUCACCUUGUUGCUGAUUUUGGUUCCAGUUAUCAUCUUUUGUGUAUGUGUAGCAAGGCAUCUUCGGCAUGAAUUUUCUUCAGAUUAUUCAGGAUAUGCUAUUUUAGUAGUGGCAAUUCUGUUUACUAUUCUUGUCCUGUUGCUUCUCUUUCUUACUUCCUCUCGUGAUCCGGGUAUCAUUCCAAGAAAUUUACAUCCACCAGAAGAAGAGUUCCGUUAUGAUUCUUCUGCUGAUGCUGGGGGAGCACGACAAACACCUAGCCUUCAGUUCCCUCGAACAAAAGAAGUGAUUGUCAAUGGUCUUGUUGUAAAGGUGAAAUACUGUGACACUUGUAUGCUGUAUCGUCCUCCUCGUUGCUCACAUUGCUCCAUUUGCGACAACUGUGUUGAGCGUUUCGAUCACCACUGCCCUUGGGUGGGCCAAUGCAUUGGACUGAGAAACUACCGUUACUUCUUUCUGUUUGUUUCUUCAGCAACUAUUUUGUGCAUCUAUGUCUUUUCCUUCUCAGCUUUUUACAUCAAGGUUCUGAUGGAUAAUAAUGACAGUACCGUGUGGAAGGCGAUAAGAAAAUCUCCUGCAUCUGUGAUACUAAUGGCUUAUUCUUUCAUCUCUCUGUGGUUUGUUGGUGGACUAACUGGUUUUCAUUUAUACCUUAUAGGCACAAAUCAGACAACCUAUGAAAACUUCCGGUACAGAGCUGAUGGCAGGAUCAAUGUUUUCAACCGAGGUUGUUUAAAUAAUUUUCUUGAAGUGUUCUGCACAAAAGUAAAGCCCUCAAGGAACAAAUUCAGGGCUUUUGUCCAAGAGGAGGUACAAAGGCCAAUGGCUCCGGUCAAUGACCGGCAGCGUGUUUCAGAUGACUUGGGUGGAGAUCGCCGUCCUAAGGUUGAAGAUGAUCUAGAUAUUGGUGAAGACCUAUUGAAGAUAUCGCAGCGUAGGAAUAUCGAAGAACUCGAUGAGGACAUUCGGAGCAGAGGGAGCAACGGACAGCCCCAUAAUACAUCUGAACCUGACUCAAUUUUGUCGUCAGAUCGUCGAGCUCAAACAAUUCGAUCCGAUAAUAGGCACUCAAGUUGGGAAAGGAGGAGUGCAAGCUGGGAAAUUGAUCAAGAUGUUCUUGCCAAUUCAAAUGUCACUGAAAGCAGAAACUAUGUUACAUCAAAGGAAAUGCGCCAAUGAGGAGUCUGGUUUGUCUUUAUGAUAUUUUCAUGGCACCAAAUAUUUGUGAUGUGAGAUUACGUGGAUGCUAAAGAUGGUAAAGGAAGCGUUCCUUGAUCAGAUUUUGCCAUUAUUCAAAAGGGAGUUGAAUUAGUUGGGAAAUUUUGGCAUAAAAACUUAGCUUGCCUUUUAUGGUGAUCCUAGUUCAUUGAGAGGUCAUAUAAAUUUGUGUUUGUAAUUGUUUAAGGGACGAAGUGUCUUGGUUUUUCUGUUUUUGUAAGCAGUCAUAUAUGUGGAUCUCAUGUUGGCUAUAUUCUUUAUGUAAAUAACCAAUUAUGAUACUGAAAUAGCUUCUCUACAUGUAUUGCA
Molecule: messenger RNA, 1880 nt
Organism: Lotus japonicus
Lineage: Eukaryota; Viridiplantae; Streptophyta; Magnoliopsida; Fabales; Fabaceae
Product: protein S-acyltransferase 8-like
Exons: 5
Coding region: 255-1532 (425 amino acids)
Biological process (GO): peptidyl-L-cysteine S-palmitoylation; protein targeting to membrane
Cellular component (GO): Golgi apparatus; endoplasmic reticulum
Molecular function (GO): protein-cysteine S-palmitoyltransferase activity
Source: RefSeq, a predicted model, not a curated record